This is a messenger RNA of Thunnus maccoyii (southern bluefin tuna), 1820 nucleotides long. RefSeq names its product gem (nuclear organelle) associated protein 7 (gene gemin7). The record is from RefSeq and is a predicted model, not a curated record. Gene Ontology annotation, biological process: spliceosomal snRNP assembly. Gene Ontology annotation, cellular component: SMN-Sm protein complex. The coding region runs from base 130 to 516 and encodes 128 amino acids. NCBI's taxonomy places the organism in Eukaryota, Metazoa, Chordata, Actinopteri, Scombriformes, Scombridae. The transcript has 2 exons.
GAAGAAGAAGAAGAAGAAGAAGAAGAAGAAGAAGGAAACCAAAGAAGAAGAAGAAGAACGCUACAGUUGCAUGCGACUGUUGAUGCUGCUAACAAGAGGACAGAGUUGGUGUUAGCAGAAAGAAUCAACAUGGCAACACCAGUGUCUGUGCUACGGUUGCCCAAAGGACCUGACCCCAACAGCCGCGGAUUUGACCCCAAAUCGGCACGCUUCAUCGCUCUCUGUCGCACCUCCAUUUCCACUUCGGCUGAGUCAGAGAUGGACGCUGAGCAGCUGCAGAGAGAGCAGCACGCAAGAUCUGUGCUGAGAGAGAGUUUCCUCAGGUGUCUCCUCUCCACAGCCAACAAGAAGGUUCAGUUCCACAUGUAUGAGAAGGUGAAGGUGGAGGCCACAUUUGGAGCAUCUGACAUCGACGUGCUGAACUUUCAGGUGUCGGAUCUGCAAACUCCCAUCGGGGUGCAGAAAGAGGCACUGAUCAGGUUUCAGGAUGUAAUUUCGUACACAUUUGACGUAUGAACACUUUUGGAUUUGCAGUCACCCACCAUUGUGCUGGAACUGAGGUAGUCUAUAAAGUUGGUUAUAUUUUUGUUGAAUGGUGAGGCUGUAUGUUGUGUUUUCAGUAUUUUUUCAGUGACUGCAUUCAAAGACCCAGCACUGACAAGCAGUUCCCCUUUUACAGCACAAGAGGGCGUUAGAUACCUGUGUUUCAAGAGUUAUGUCAGACCUUAAUGCAAGAGCUUGUUCAGAUUUGCACCGGGGUGUUGGUGAUGCUGUUGAUAGAGUCAGAUAUCAGCAGAUUUGUGACAAGGUAUUGAUUAAAACACUGAUGAUGUGAUGAUGCUCUGCUGAUGAGUACUAGUGCUUUCAGAAUAUCUUUACUCACAAGAACAUUUUGGGAAGCAACUGAUCAUUUUUACAGGUAUUUCUCUCAGCUGCAACGGUUUGAUUAGUUCAGUAAGUUGUAGUGCUUAAUGAAAAACUAGAAAAAGACAACAUCAAACCAGACACUCACACGAUGUGUGUAUGUACAGCACAGUACAUUUGUAUGUCACCCAUUUCUGCUCUGCACCGUGCGGCUUUCUGUAGGCCGUUAGCACAGUUGUCUCUCUGUGAAAGAUGUGAAAUCAAGUUAUUAUUCAUGAUUGUGUUGACAAAUUACGUCUUGUGUCAUGUAAAACUGAAGCAAAUGAAACAUUGCACUUCUUUUGAGUUAACUAUUUUUGUAUUUCAUUGUCCAUUUUGUAUUCGGUUUAGAAAAAUUAUUAAAACUGAGCACUAAUGUACAAUAUUUGGAUUUCCAGCUACAUGCAUAACUUAUACUGGAUGUAUCAGGUACUUAAAAGAACUUGGAAGAUGUUGGCUGUCAAAGGUUGGGGCACUGACCUUCAGCAGAAAGGCUUGUUCAUGCACCUGUGUCAGCAAGUAGCCACCCCGCUGAGGGGCCCUUGAGCAAGACAUUGAAUACCUACCAGCUCCAGGUUUGCCAUACUGUAGCUGACCUGCCUUCAUGAAGAAGAGAGCCAAAAUAUUUCUUUUCUGAUGCAAUCACUAGAGCAACACAGUGUUUUGACUAUUACAGCAUUAUGCAGACCUCAGCACUGAUGUUUUUUGGCCACACAGGCCAUCAUCAUGAGCAGGUAGAGAUGUUCUAUUUUACAAUCAUUUUAGGUCUGAUGUCAUCACUCUAAUUAAUGCAGCUGACCAAUCAGCUGGCACACCUGGCAUUUACAAGAUGUUGUUUCCAAACACCUCUACCUGCUUCUAAUGGCGGUUAAAGAAAAAGUGAAAACUUAAAACUGCAAAUAAAUCUUUGUUCUUUU